AUGAUUCUGACUGUGGUUGAUUUAGGUAUCGCUGAAGAAAACACUUUCUCUCUUGCGGGAAAAGCCCACAAGUUUGACUCCGAGUCGGACAUCGAGCCUAUUUUGGCUCAGCUUAAGGAAGCUAAGAAUGUGAAAAAGAUUGACUUUUCAGGAAACACUAUUGGUAUUGAAGCAUCCAAGAGUUUGAGCGAAGCCAUUUUGGUUCAUAAGGAUACCAUUGUAGAAGUCAACUUCUCUGACUUAUACACAGGUAGAUUGAAUACUGAGAUUCCUCAAUCUUUGGGAUACUUAUUGCCUAGUUUGUUGAAGUUACCAAACUUGACCUACAUCAACUUGAGUGACAAUGCCUUUGGAUUACAGACAAUUGACCCCAUAGAAGACUACUUGGCCAAGGCAGUUUCUAUCGAGCAUUUGAUCUUGUCCAACAACGGUAUGGGGCCAUUUGCUGGAGCUAGAAUCGGUGGAUCUUUGUUCAAGUUAGCCAGAGCCAAGAAGGCAGCUGGCAAGCCAUCGUUGAAGACGUUUGUUUGUGGUAGAAACAGAUUAGAAAACGGCUCCAUCAACUAUUUGGCUGUUGGCUUGAGAAACCAUGCUGAUUUGAAAAUUGUUAGUUUGUACCAAAACGGCAUUAGACCCGCUGGUAUUUCUAAGUUGGUGGAAAAGUCUUUAGCAUUGAUCAAGAAUUUGGAAGUUGUUGAUUUGGAAGACAACACCAUUACUCCUACAGGUGCAGCCAAGAUUGCCGAGUCACUUGCAAACUGGGAAAACUUAGUAGAGUUGAAUCUUAACGAUUCCUUGUUGAAGAACGAAGGUUUCACCAAGAUUGCUGAAGCAUUCAAGACCGGAGCUUCCAAGAAAGACUUGACUUUCUUGAAGUUGGUUUACAAUGAAUUGAAAGCUGAUUCGUUGAAGGCGUUGGUUGAUAUUGUAGACAAGAAAUUGCCCAACUUGAAGAAGUUAGAGUUGAAUGGUAACAUCUUCGACGAAGAAGACGAAUUUGUUGUCAAGAUAAACGAUAUCUUUGAAGACAGAGGAUUUGGUGAGUUGGACGAAUUGGACGAGCUUGAAGAAUUGGACAGCGAUGAAGAAGACGAAGAAGAAGAUGAAGAUGAAGAAGAAGACACCUUAGAAGAAGACUUAGAUUUGGAAGAGUUAGAAAAGGACUUGGCCGGUUUGGAGAUCGAAGACACUGAUGUUUCGGUUGACAAGCUUGCUGAAGAAUUGGCAGGAGCUCACCUCAAAUAGAUAUAUAGAGUAAUAAUGAAUUAAGACUG
Molecule: messenger RNA, 1274 nt
Organism: Scheffersomyces stipitis CBS 6054
Lineage: Eukaryota; Fungi; Ascomycota; Pichiomycetes; Serinales; Debaryomycetaceae
Gene: RNA1
Product: GTPase-activating protein
Exons: 1
Coding region: 1-1245 (414 amino acids)
Biological process (GO): activation of GTPase activity; nucleocytoplasmic transport
Cellular component (GO): cytosol; nucleus; perinuclear region of cytoplasm
Molecular function (GO): small GTPase binding; GTPase activator activity
Source: RefSeq, a predicted model, not a curated record